CUGUACGCAAGCGCGCGCUUCUGGGCGGAAGCGACAAUCCCCGCUGCACGUGGGCUACGGGGCGAUGGAGGGGGCGAUGCAGACUGAAUCUAAGAUCCGCGCUGAGUCUGGAACGGAGUCUGGCCCUCGGGGCCCCGGCUGUAGCCUCCGGCACUUUGCCUGCGAACAGAACUUGUUGUCCCGGCCCGAUGGCUCUGCCUCUUUCCUGCAAGCAGGGAGAAGAUAUCUCCACUUUGGGGAUACCUCCGUCCUGGCAGGCGUGUACGGGCCGGCCGAGGUGAAGGUCAGCAAAGAGAUCUUCAACAAGGCCACCCUGGAAGUGAUCCUGAGGCCGAAGAUCGGGCUGCCUGGUGUAGCGGAGAAGAGCAGGGAGCGGCUGAUCAGAAACACUUGUGAAGCAGUAGUGCUGGGAGCGCUGCACCCCCGCACCUCCAUAACCGUGGUGCUGCAGGUCGUCAGCGAUGCUGGCUCUCUCCUGGCCUGUUGUCUGAAUGCUGCCUGCAUGGCACUGGUGGAUGCAGGUGUGCCCAUGCGGGCCCUCUUCUGUGGGGUCACCUGUGCCCUAGACUCUGAUGGGACCCUCAUGCUGGACCCCACAGCCAAGCAAGAAAAGGAGGCCCGGGCAGUCCUGACCUUUGCACUUGACAGCGUGGAACGGAAGCUGCUGACGUCCACCACCAAGGGGCUCUACUCCGAUGCCGAGCUCCAGCAGUGCCUGGCUGCAGCCCAGGCUGCCUCCCAACAUGUCUUCCGCUUCUACCGGGAAUCGCUGCAGAGGCGUUACUCCAAGAGCUGAGGCAAGCCAGGGCAGGCUGCCCCUCCUGCCACCGCCACCCGCUCCCCCCAGCGUCACAUAAACCGGCAGCCCGGCCCCACCUCUGUCCUUGUGUGCCUGCGUGAGCUUGUGGUCCUGUAGCUGCAGGGGCACCCCGACCUGCCGAGAAAAUGUGGCUAUGAUAGCCGGCCCCUGGGCCCCGGGGGUGGGUACAGACCACACCCCAUCCCCGAAAAACACUAGUAGGGUGGUGCAUUUACUGAAUGAAUCUACUGAUUCUGACAGCCCCGUGAAGUGGGACUGUUACAGAGUAUGCAGGCCCUGCUGGGUGCUGAGGUCUCAGGAAUGAAUGAGACCUAGGUCUCAUGUUCAAGGAGCAGCGAGGUGAUGGACAAAUAAAAUUGGUGUUUGUUGGAUGGUGGAUGCUGUUUUAAUAAAUAGGGAAGAGGGGUUUAGGCAAGUUUGUGGGGAUGGGGGACAGGUUUAAUACCUCAGUCCAUGGAGAGGCAGACAUCUGAAGCAAACCCGGGAGGCAGCCACGGACGAGCUCAGAGACUCAUGGACACGUGGGGGGAGGACCCCCUGGCAGAGACAGGCAGAGGUUCCAGGACCAGCAAGGUUGCCAAGUGUGGCUGGAGCAGAGUGAGGGAGGGCAGGAGAGGGAAGAGAUGGUCAGGGAAGCAAUGGGCUUUGUGGGCCUUGGAGAGGAAUCUGGUUAGUCCCUGUUUUAAGGUAAGGAAACAAGCUCAGAAGCCAGUUAACUACUAGGGGUCACCAGCUAGUUAGCUGCGGAGCACGGGUCCCACUCAGAGUCCAGACUCAGGGACGUCCCUGGUGGUCCAGCAGUUAAGACUCUGUGCUUCCAUUGCAGGGCACACAGGUUCCACCCCUGGUCAGGGAACUAAGAUCCUGCAUGCUGUGCAGUGCAGCCAACAAAAGAGUCCAGACCCAGAGCCCUCACCAUUCAGACAAACCUGGGAGCUGCCAGCAUACUUGGACCUCAGGUCCCUGUCUGUGAACGCAAGUGGCCGAGGCCUGUUGGUUCUCCAUUGGGGUGACAGCACCCGCUAAGGGGCUUUUGGAAAUGGGUGUAUUUUCAGCUCUGGUUUGUCUGAUCCCCACCCUCACACUUAGGGAGCAGGAGCCAGGAACAUGCUAGCAUCCUGCAAGGAAUAACAUGCCCAUCGGUGGGCCACUGACGUUUGGGGGUUUAUGGUGAAGAUGACAUCUGCUGCACACUUCACAUGCGUGAACUGGCUCACACGGUUCCCAUGACUGCCCCUCUGGGUAGGUGUCAUUUUCAUCCCCAGUAACCAGGAAGGAAACAUCAGUAUCUUUAGCUUGAAAUUACGCUCUGUGAAGAGGCUCAGGAGAGCACAAACAGGGAAUAGUGUUGUUUUCUAGCAAGAUUAAAUGACAUUAAAUGGAGUGAAAAACACUAAACCGCUGUUAUUUUUUUACUUGGUAAUAUCAGGCUGCAUUUAAUGUGCUUCUGAUAAGCUCAAAACAGAGCAGCUUUGCCUGCCAGAGUGCCAGCCAGCACUUUGAUGCCUUAAGGCUCCAUCCAUCCCAACCUCAGGCCAUGUGAUGGGGCUGCUUCCUACCCCAGGUGGGCCAGUGAGAGGGUGCCUGGAGAAGAGGACCUUUGGGGUACCAGGAGGGGGAGCCUGCACAGGGAAG
Molecule: messenger RNA, 2455 nt
Organism: Hippopotamus amphibius kiboko
Lineage: Eukaryota; Metazoa; Chordata; Mammalia; Artiodactyla; Hippopotamidae
Gene: EXOSC5
Product: exosome component 5
Exons: 7
Coding region: 65-796 (243 amino acids)
Biological process (GO): rRNA catabolic process; poly(A)-dependent snoRNA 3'-end processing; U4 snRNA 3'-end processing
Cellular component (GO): nucleolus; nuclear exosome (RNase complex); cytoplasmic exosome (RNase complex)
Source: RefSeq, a predicted model, not a curated record